Messenger RNA from Neocloeon triangulifer, 1853 nucleotides. RefSeq lists its product as uncharacterized. Bases 52 to 1362 code for a protein of 436 amino acids. The transcript has 7 exons. The record is from RefSeq and is a predicted model, not a curated record. Lineage: Eukaryota; Metazoa; Arthropoda; Insecta; Ephemeroptera; Baetidae.
CCGACAACAACCACACCAUGGAAAUCAACCACUACUUUGCCAACACCACGGAUGUCAACUACCACUUUUCCGACAACAACCACACCAUGGAAGUCAACACCAUGGAUGUCAACUACCACUUUGCCAUCAGCAAACACACCAUGGAAGUUUUCAACUGCAGCCACAACCGUUAUGCUAAAAACGAUUCCCUCAGCUAUCACCUCUGCAACAACAACAAUACCAAUAUCAACCAUUACAGCACAAACAACUAAAUCAACAUCGACAACUACAUCAACAACAACCAAAUCAACAUCACUAACUUCACUAACGACACCAACUAAGGCGCCAAUGAUAACUACUACACGAAUAAAAGCCCCAGCACCCACAAUAAAAGUUGACAGCGCAUCUACAGCCUAUCGGAUAUCCCCUGCUCCCAUGACAUUCGUUGAAGCUUUCGCAUCUACAAUUGUGUUCCCAAAUCAGCAACUCAGAAAAUGCGCAUCUAGGACUUUCUUAUUGGGAAUAUCAAAGUGUUGCUCUAAGCGUGCUAGAUCUUUAGUGUCUUACACAUUUGAGAAAACGUGCAACGUGAAGCAAGGGACUCUGAACGCGUUCAACGUCUUCUCUCUGAAAAAGCAGCAGAAUGUCUUUAACACCGCGCCGAACUUGAUCCUCUUCCAAAGUUCCAAUAUCCAGAAGGAUUUCGUAAAGAAUGCUUGCUUCGUCAAUUGUUACUUGAUUUCAAAAGGAGUGAUGUCACCAGAGUACGUAAUCGAUCAGGCCAAGCUCACAAAUUUUCUGGCAGCAUCUCAAACCGAUGCUACGUGGAAAUCAUCGAUUUCUUCAGCGGUAUCGAGUUGUAUAUCAACAGUUGAAAGUUUGAAACUUCCAAACUUCGUGACUUCCAAAUCAUCCACGUGCCCUGGAAAGGCCUUUCUCACCGUGCAAUGUGUUCUCCUCGAAUUAAUCAACCGAUGCCCAAACAAAGUGGUGAGCAGGAAAUGCGAUAAAAAGUAUACCUUGUUCAGCAACUGUUAUGGAAAUAUUUUGUCUCGGAAUGCACAAGAAGGCGGCAAAAAACAAAAAAAUGUGAAGAACGUUGAAAAGGUGCAGAAAAACCAGGAUAAAGUCAAUGAGAAAAAUCUGCCAAAUGACGAGAACAACAAAAAAGGGAAGAAGAAUUAUAAUAAAAAGGGAAAAGGGGAACGGCUCAGUAAGAAAAAAAAGGGGUUGCGUAGGCAAAAAGGAGGUGAACAGAUUGGAGGGGGAAAAGUGGAAAAGAAAGAGGAGCCUAAAAAUGUGAAGAAUGAUAAGUUUAAGAAGAAAAGGAAAAUUAAUAAAGGUGAAAUGGUUUUGAUACAGGACCCAAAUGAGCAAUUAUAGAAUGAGCACCAGCCAAUAAGCCCUUGAGCUUGGCUGGACUUGUAUCAUGAAAUACAUUAACAAUAAAUUUCUUUUUCAUAAAAAAAAGAAACUUAUACCAAAUUAAUAAAUUCUCUAAAUUUGUUAUUAUAAUUUAAUUUUUUAUUUUUAAAUUCUUUAAAGUUUUAUAUAAGCGGAGUAUUGAAUAAUAUUCAUUUUUUAUUACUGUAAUUAUUAUUACAAAAAUAUUUAUUGAAAUUAUUGUUAACAUUAAAUUUUAUUUAUUAAAUUUUAAAUAAUAAUCAUAUUAUAACUGUUAUAAUAUUAAUAAAUAAUUUGCAUAAUAUGUAUUUAUAUAAAACCAAAGCUCACUGCGGCGGAUGGGGUCUUUUUUAGCAAAAUUCUUGCUAGUGGUGGUGCCGUUUUGUCCAACAAUUUCUUUUUCUCAAAUAAUUGUUUUCAACAAUUUGUAUGUGACAAUGUGAUGUAACAAUUUGGACAAAUAAACAACA